Messenger RNA from Guillardia theta CCMP2712, 1401 nucleotides. RefSeq lists its product as hypothetical. Gene Ontology annotation, cellular component: actomyosin contractile ring. Lineage: Eukaryota; Cryptophyceae; Pyrenomonadales; Geminigeraceae. The transcript is spliced from 19 exons. The record is from RefSeq and is a predicted model, not a curated record. Gene Ontology annotation, molecular function: protein binding; ATP binding; myosin heavy chain kinase activity. Bases 1 to 1401 code for a protein of 466 amino acids. Gene Ontology annotation, biological process: protein phosphorylation.
AUGCAGCACUUCAAUAUACAAGACAUCUUCAAACUGCCUGCUGUAACGUCUUUGAAUAAUGUGGAGAUCCCAGUAAGAAAGAAUUGCGAGCAAAAUCCUCCCCGGCACGAGAUGCAAAGUGCUAAGCAGCUCGACGACUGGAAGAAUGCUCCAAUCUGCAACCCAUACGCUGGUCCCAAAGAACUGUAUGCAGUGGAGAAUGCGGUCGUGAAGGAGUAUGAUCCCAUCCUCAAACAAUGGAGGCAAAACGCGAUCAAGAUUCAGAUAGAGAGAAAGCCCUUUGCCGAAGGUGCUAUGCGGUCUGCAUAUCGCAUGAAAAUUCUUGACGGCAUGGAUGUGCAUGGGAGAGAUCGCCUGUUUGUUCUCAAGCUCUCCAAGGACCCGAAGGAAAACGUCAAACAAUACUACAAGGAUGUCGAGACUCAGAUGGAAGCGCGAAAAUGGGCGAUCGACUAUAACAAGUCAGGAGCCCCCAAACAAGUGGAAUUCAUUCCUGCGAUGGUUGUCAUCCUGGUAGACCGGCCGCUCCGUCCGACAUGCACCAUGGAGAAGUUUGUGGAGGGGGAGUACGUCAAGUACAAUGACAAUUGGUCUUGGUGUGACGAGAAGAGGAACACUCCACAGGCCUUCUCUCACUGGACCUGGGAGGCCUCAGGGAACAACCUGCUCGUGUGCGAUCUGCAGGGCGUAGGAGACUGCUGGACUGACCCACAGAUCCACACCAUCGAUGGGAGAGGAUUCGGGAAGGGAAAUGCUGGGCUGCAAGGAAUCAGGCAGUUCUUGCAGCAACACAAGUGCAAUGCUAUCUGCAGAGCCCUCAAACUCAAGUCGUUGACGGGGAGAAUGAAGCUUGCCGACAACGGGACGCAAUGGGGUGCGGCAUUGAAGAAGAGAACCGCCAUGGAACCUGCUGCCAGCGGCUCCUCCUUGGACGACAUGCCCGUCGGUAUCGGAAUCACAAUCGAUGGUGGAUUUAGUCAGGGCCUGAUGCUCCCGCUGAUCGUCGUGGCCGUGAAGCCUGGCAGCGUCGCCGCCAAGAGCGGGAAGAUCCAGAAGGGAGACUUCAUCAUCCAAGUAGACAAGACCCCUGUCCAGGGCGCGUCGGUCUCGCAGGUGAAGCAUCUCAUCCAAGGGAAGGCCGGCACCAAGGAGUCUCGAGAGCAGAAGAAGCGAAAAGUCAACAACAAGGAUGUUCAUCAGAUCGUGAAGGAGAUGCUGUUCCAAACUAAACCCGAGGACAAACAAGAGCAGAAGGAGCUUGAAGAGCAGCACCACAACCCGGAGCCGAGGCCCAUCAAGGUCAUGAACGGACCGGCUCAACCACAAGUAGAGAAAGAGAAUAACAACAGGAACUUGAAGGUCAACCCGCAGGCCCUGCAGGGAGGAAUCGUUUUCAUCUGA